Molecule: messenger RNA, 3031 nt
Organism: Pogona vitticeps (central bearded dragon)
Lineage: Eukaryota; Metazoa; Chordata; Lepidosauria; Squamata; Agamidae
Source: RefSeq, a predicted model, not a curated record
UGACAACCAAACAAUAUGCCAGUUCUUUUCAAGGUAUAUGCUGUGGAUGUAGAGGUGAAAGAUGAUGAGAACGUGACGUGUCUAUAUGCCAAAUGGAUGAUGAACCUCUCAAUAACUUACGAGUCUGCAAUUAAUGAAUAUAAAAGCGUAGCUUUUAUGUUCCCUGAAAGCGUGAGGUAUGAUGGAAGCACAUGCGGCAAUGAAACCUACGGUCCGAUACUAGCCAUGGAGUUUGGCAAUGGUCACUUAUGGAGUAUCCAGUUCACUAAAACAGAGGCCACCUAUCAAGGGAGCAUCUCUUUCACUUACAAUACCAAUGAUACAGAGUUAUUUCCAGAUGCUAUAAGGAAAGGACCAGUCACGACCUCUGCAAGCUUUCCAGAGCAGCCAGUCCAACUGUAUACCAUUUUUAGAUGUCAUAAUAUGGAGCCUGUUGAAUCUGACAACGUUACCCACGAUCUCUGGAAUGUCACACUGCAGGCUUUUCUUGAAGAUGGCUCUCUAAGUAACCAAUGGACAGUGUGUGAGAACGACAUUGUCGUCACCGCUGUGACUCCUGCCCCGACCACCAGGCCUGUGACGGAAAACCCCACCACCUCUACGGUGCCUACAACCCCGUUACCUCCUUUACCCACUCUCUUGCCGGUGGAGGUACCAGCCACAGGAAAUUAUUCUCUUAUGAACGGUUCCACAGCCUGUCUUUUGGCAAACCUGGGCCUGCAGCUGAACAUCUCCCAACAGGUCCCUCUGAUUAUUAACUUUAAUCCGAAGACGACGGUUGCUUCUGGGUCCUGUGGUUCCACAACUUCUGUCCUGACGUUGAAAGAUGGGAGCUGCACAGUCGACUUCCUCUUUGCUGUCAAAGAUACAAGUUCUGACAGAUUUAGUCUGAAGGAAGUGAACAUCACUGUGGUUCAACCGAAAAAUGGGACUCUUUCUGCUGCAAAUCGCAGUCUUGAUUACUGGGAGACCACCCUGGGCAAUUCAUAUAUGUGCCGGAAAGAGGAAACUCUCGUAGUGACUUCUGGAUACAGAAUGAAUGUUUUUGACCUAAAGAUCCAGCCGUUUGAUGUACAAGAUAACGAGUAUGCCACAGCGCAAGAGUGCUUGCUGGACGAUGACACCGUUCUAAUCCCCAUUGUAGUUGGCGCCGCUCUUGCGGGGUUGAUUGUCAUUAUAGUGAUUGCUUACGUAAUUGGCCGAAGAAAAAGCUAUGCCGGCUAUCAAACCCUGUAAAUGUUGCCUGGCUGUUCUCUUCGGCUCUGGUUGUGAUAAAGGAAGUGCAACAUCCCCAGGUGGAAACGAGGCACCUAAAAUUCACGGUUCUCUCUUCUUAAGAGUGUGGAGUUGCCCCAAACUAAAAGGUGACCAAGGACGUACCUCUUCAAAUAAGGACUGAUUAAGUACACUGGAACAGACUAAUGGCAAAACUAGCGUGUGACGUUCAUCUUCUAAACAUUUGUAUGGAGACGUGAUGUGUGGAAACACGUCUGUAUGGAGGCACCUCUCUAAGUCAGCCACAGUCAGAAAAAGAAGUUCAUAUUUUGACGCAUCUGUGGGAGUAGCGCAACUUGGGAAAUCUGGGCUCUGUACUCAUGGGCUGGUCCUUUCCGUUGUUAACAACUCAAGUGUAAGCUUUGGAAGUGGUGGGACAGUGGCAGGCCACGUCAGUAGCAUUCAUCCAGGUCACGGCAUGGAGCGAUGAAUAUCUGGCGAUGGCCAGUUGGACCCAAGCAAGCCUAACACAGGACAAGAGUGUGUUACAAGCAUUUCUUUACUCUUUCCAUGGCAACUGCGACUUUUUUGUAAACCCUAAAUGUCCUCUGAUGCUCCAUGGGUUACGGUAGACAGCAGGCACCUAAUCUUGUAGGCAGGUGGAGACUUAAUUAAUGGAUCCACAAAGGGAAAGUAAAGGACUCUUCUAUUCAUCUUCUAUUAAUUUUUCUUCUCUUGUCUUUGAAAAGAAGAGCAACUCACUGUUUUUUUAAGUGCCCUUAACUAGUCCAGUAAAUGCCUGUCAUUCUGCAGAUCCUUUCCAGCUACUGAUGGGAUCUUUUUAAUUUUGUUCAUACUACUUUGAGCACAAAAGAAGACAAGAGUUGAAAGUCACCUGUUGAUUCUGGGGCCUAACAUGUUAUAGCCACGUGUUGUUCCUCCAUGAGCUUUGGUGGGUUGCUACACUUGGAGGAAGCUGCUUCUUGCAGCACGUAGAGGCAGGCCGUCUGAUUUGGCAUUGGAUUCCCACGAUAUAUCUUGGCAGCAGUUGGUGGCAGAUGCAAAACAAUGCUACUCAACUCCCACUUUACUUCAGAAAGGGAUUGGGCUCCUCAGAGAUAGUUGAAACCUGCAGCGCCUGAUGCGCCACACGUGGGAAUGGCCUCAAAAGAACAAGCCGUCUCUUCUGAGAUUCAAACUGGUCUUGCUAAGAACUGGAGUGUGUGUUGUGUGCUCUACUCUUAAAUGAUUUGCUGCAAUCUAAAAUUUCACUUAAAUCAAGAAAUUUCCUAUAGCCACCAGAAAACAUCCUUUAUACCUUAUUUUGAGAAUGAAAAUAACAAGGUGGUCACCUGCACGCUGCAUUUAUUUACUUGCUCUUCUGAAAUUAUGGGUUGCUCGUCGUUCAGAUUCACUCUUGCAAACACACCCUUCUAGUAAACAAAUUUCUCAACUUAAUGAUUUGAUGCUGUGUGUCUGUGUUAACAUGUGCCAGCUUACUGUAAUUGUCCACACCAUGCUAUCAUGAUGAUUGUGGCCGCCACAGCUGCCCCAAAGUCACAAAGAGACAAAUUCCUGAAGACCCCAUCAAGUGUACAUCUUCGUUUCGAAGGCAGAGAAAUGCCUCUGAGCUUCUUAACUUAAAACCUUUGCAACAGCUUCAAAGUAACUGGCUUGUGUGAACACUUGGAACUUUAAUGUCUGCUUUUAACCUGUUGAAGCCACGCUCUUUCCUGUAAUUGUAUUUCUACAUUCUCACUUGAUUGUUUUGUCUGCAAAAAAAAAAAGCUUUAAUAAAGACUUUACUAUUCACAAG